Messenger RNA from Castor canadensis (American beaver), 2133 nucleotides. The record is from RefSeq and is a predicted model, not a curated record. Lineage: Eukaryota; Metazoa; Chordata; Mammalia; Rodentia; Castoridae.
AUGGCCCCCAAGUCUUUCCAGGAGUCUGAAGAGGAGCAGGUGCCCCUGGCCCCAGCAGGUGGAGAGCCAACCAGCCAUGACUUGGGGUCUCCCGUUGGCACACCUAAGGACGCCAAGCCCCAUUGUACACCAGUGGUCUCUUUCAACCUGAAGUUGGCCCCUGAGUCCCUUGAUCCCCGCACCCUGCGUCUGCUGUGGGAACAGAGAGAACUGGAGAUCCAGGCAUUACGGUGGGCCAUCCAGAAUGGUCAGAAUGCCCGGCAGUGCCACAUCCUGCAGGAGGUGGCAGGGAUUCCCCCAGAGAGGAGCUCCUGCAGUCAGGAUAAGUUCCUGCAGAACCAGGUCCAGAAGCUGACCCUGGAGCUGAAAGCACAGAAGGAACUAGCCCAGCUGGAGAAGGAGCAGUUGGAGAAUCGGCUGACACAGACCCUUCACACGCUGCAGCAGCUGGAGGCUGAGCUGCAGACCUUCCAAAAGUCAUGCCUCCUGCAACUGGCCUGCUCCUCUUGGGUGGACCACAUAGUGCGGUCACAGACUGGCAGUGUGGAGGUGGUCACUGCAGAGACUCUAAUGGACCCCAGCGACUUAUCUGAUAAUGAUCAGGCUCCCUCUGCUGGGGAGGGUUUCCGGCUGGAGGAUGUGGAUUGGAACAGCAUUGCCCACUGGUAUCCCAGUCUCUUCACCAGCAUCAAUUUCAACUCCCAGCAAAAGGGGCUCCAGUCUCAUCCUUCCCCACCAUUGGACACAUGGGACUCGGAUUCCCCUGGCAAGCAUCGGAAGAAGCCUGGCAAGAGGCUGCAGUGGAGGUCCCUGCCCUGGGUGGCCACCAGCAGUUCGGGGUAUGCUGGCUCUGACUCCAGCAGCUGCCAGCUGGUCCUACACUCUCAAGUGCAAAAGGUGACAGAGUACCCGCCACAGGUGACAGGCUUGACUUCUGCCGAGCAGAUCCAGACAUGCUCUAGGAGCUUCAGCAAAGACACAGAAGGUCGAGGCUGGCCUGCCUUGCAGGGGACAUCCCCAUUGGACCCUCCAUGUGGGGCCUCCAUCCCCAAAGAGCUCCUUUCUCUAGAUCUCCAGAAAAUCCACAAACACCCUCCCAGCAAGACGGCUCUGGAGCCCCAGACAGACCCUGGCCAACGGUAUCCAGGGCACCAGUUGAGCUGCUGCCUGAAGAUCGCGGCAGUGAACCGCCGGGAGAAGUUCAUCCGCAUCCUCAACCAGUCUUCGGAGCAGACGGUCGACCUGGGCGGUUUCGUGCUGCAGCAGGUCGUGCGCAGCUUCCCGGUGUGCAUGUACCGCUUCCCGCCUAGCACCCUGCUCCCGCCGGGGCACCACAUCACGGUGUGGGGCGAGGGAACCAGCAGCACCAAAAAGCAGCGGCGGCCGGUGUCCUUGCGCCAGGACCCCUUCCACAUCCACUUCAGCCAGGGCUGUGUGACGCUGCUCCUGAACCCUGAGGGCCAAGUACUCAGUGAGUACCAAAGUCCACAUCGUGUGACCCCUGCCUCCAAGACAUAUGCUGACAACACCGACUGGUCCAUUGACCGUUUCCCGCUCUCAGAGACCCGGCCUGGAGCGAACGCCAAGGAGCAGCCGCGCCAGCCUCAACCGCCACGCAAGGGCCGAGCGCGGGAGGCCAGAGCUGGACGCCGAAAGUUGGGCCCUACCUCCAGCGGGACCACAGCCCUGCCCAGUACUCCUCAGCAUCAGGCCGGCUCGCGCCCCGAAUUGUUCAAGAUGCCCCUCAGCCCCUCCACGUUCCCAGGCGCCGUCCCUGCCAGGAACACCUCUCGCAGGCGCGCUGUGGCCCUCAUGACCCCUCACCCCGUCAGGACGCGGGGCAUCUUGCAGCGCCAAAGCACCCGCAAGCCUUUCCACCCCGGAGAGGUUCCAGCGCAGCCGGAAGGCGCCAAGACCGAGAAGCCGCAGCUCCUGCCUGCCAUUCCGGAGGCUGGGCUGUGCCUUGAGGACUGCCCCGCAAGGAGGGAGUGCAAAGUCCGGGUGUGCCGGAAAACCGUGGACCGAAGCUGCCCCAUGGUGGCCCUGUCAGUGCAGAACACAGCGGAGAGCAGAUUCGGCUUCCGCUUUCUCAGCUGCCCACCCAUCACCGUGGAUGUGUCCCGGCGGGCGUAA